AGCUAUGCUUGAGCCUCCAUCUAUCUCAUUUUCAGCUGGCUACAACACUUUCCUCACUGGAGAACCAGUCCUUCUCAAAUGCAAGGCUCCAGAUAACAUAUCAGUUCAUGGGUACAUGUUCUACAGAGACGAUCAUGAGGUGCAGAGCAUUGUGGGACCACAUGGAAACAUUUUCCAGAUAAAUAUGGUGAACAUGGACAAGAGAGGAUCCUAUACCUGUAUAUAUUUGGUGUUGGACUCCAGAGGGCUUUGGAAAUCUAGGCAGAGUCCUCCUGUAUUUCUCUAUGUCUUAGGUAAGAAAGACCGAAUUUACUUAAAACAGAUGUUUAGGUAGUAAGGACUUGGUAUUUGCGUCACUAUAAUUUAAAGAAUACAGAAAUACAUAAUAACAACAGAGCCAUACAAAUUUCAUACCAAACAUAAAAGUAUUAAUACAAUUGUAUUGCAAUGGCUGGGGGAGAAGCUAAGGAGAUUUAUACUUAGAUAAGGCUCUACCUUUGGAUGCUUUAUGGGUCCAUCUUCAGCUCUUGGUGUUUCCUCUGCCAGGACCCUGUAUCAGUACAAAACAAAGUUCUAUUGGAGAACAUGCAAAACUUUGUGUGGAAUUUCUUGUGCAAGAAUAUGCAUUUUACCACAACAGUUGCUUAGGGCAGCAGCUUGGAAAUGACAAUGGAUGUUACUUUGAAGCUUCAAAAUAGUCUAUGAAUGUUUCCAUGUUCCAAGAAGCAUAUUUAUCCACUAGAAAUCAGAUUGUAUUAAAUUUGAAUUUAGUAAAAUGUGCCUCAGUAUAUGGUUUUCUAAAUGUUUAUAUUUAUAAUUUACAUAUUUGUUGAUGAAGAUACAAUUUUGUUUAUAGAUCAGCCUUCCACACCUAGAAUAUUAUUCAACCCAAAACAGCAGCUUUACUUUGAAGGGGAGUCUGUAACCCUCUUGUGUGACCACCCACAUGCUAAUUCCCAGACUCGGUACAAUUUUUAUAAAGAUGGCACUGAGUUACUGAGCUAUAUUGAUGUAAUCCACUCUAAACUCCAAUUUUCAAGUCUGAGCACAAAGGAUUCUGGGACAUAUUACUGCCAGUACUGGUUAUUGCCAAAUCAAAGAAAGGUCACUUCAUCUAGAAGCAAGGGAGAAGAGUUUGUUGUUACAGGUAAGUGACCCUUGAAUGCAUUAAUAUGUCUGUGCCCUGCCCUUCCUGAUUCUGUACGUUAAAGCGGCACUGUCUUGCCGAACUUACCUUUCCUCAAUCUCUUCCUCUUCUCCACCUCUCUCAGAAUCUGUUCUUCUUUUCUUCCUGUCUUCUUUAGUUUUCUUUAAAAUCAUAAGACAAAGUAGGGACUCUUUGCCUUAUGGAGGUUUCCUCCGCUUGACCAGCUUUGACCAGCGGAGGAGCAAACUGUGCUUCAUUUCCGCUGGUCAGAGCAAUUUUCCCAUAAUUCUUACCUCUCCUCUGUGAUCUCGCGAUGCUUCCUGUCAUUUUAGAAGAAACUGCCGAAUUGCGUUCUAACUGAACGAGAACAGUAUGUUUGUUUGUUUUAGAACUCAAUUCGGCACUUUGUUCGUAUUGGAAUUUCAUUCGAAUGAAUGAAACUCUGAUUCAAUUUGUGCCACGACUGCAAGAUGCAGGGAGUUAUCUUCCAAAAGGCUGAAAGACCUAAAUUGGUCUAUCAGCCACAUUUACUAAUACUAAGUAAAGAUUACUUAGUAUUAGUAAAUUCAGCCCCUACUCGCUAUACCGUGAGUAGGGGCAUGUCUAGUAAACAGUGAGCAGCCAGUGGGGGCCAUAAUGGACAAUCGGGGGGGGGGACCUACUGUCCUCCCCCACUGGCCCCAACCCCUGCACGAUGGGUGGGGACCAUAAAUUACAAUGGGUGGGACCUACAGUCCUGGCCCCAGGCCCCCACCCCUGGGCGGUGGGUCGGGGCCAUAAAGAUAAUGAGGGGGGGCUGCUCACUGUUUAGUAUACAUGCCCCUACUCGCGUAUAGCGAAUAGGAGCAUUUGGGAGAUUUGAAUUUCCCUUAUGCUAUUAUGGGGGUCAUAUUGAGGACAUGGGGGGUUCAGGAAGUGGUGGGGAGCACUGCUCCCUGCCGCUUCUAUCUUUAUAUAUUACAAGGAGGUAGCUGCGCGCCGGUAGCUCCCUCCUUGUAAUAAACUGCACAAACAAACAAACACUGAUAUUCAGUGUUUGUUUUGUUCGUCUGACAAUGCUAUUCAUUCAUUCGUCUUUCUGACGAAUUAAUGAAUGAAUGGAUGAAAUUCACGUUCGGAUGUCCAAGUGUUUGACUGGGCAUGUGCGGGAAUCUCAGUCUGUCUAGUGUGGGCAGAUGACGUGUCCCACAGGGACUUCCCCUACCCACACAAGGAUGGCGGCGCCCUGAAUAUAGAUUGGGGCAGAAAAUGAAGAAUAAAAAUAGGUAAUAUGGGGGGCUUAGGGGCAUUUGGGGGUGACUAGGGGGUCAGUUAGAUGUAGUGGAGUCAGGAGGGGGGUUAAAAAUAGAACGGGAUUCAGCCAUGAUAGUGCCGCUUUAACUCUGUAUAUGUGACUCCUGGCUUGCAAUACUAAUUACAAUUCUCGAUCAACUGCCAUUGGUGUGAUCUUAAUAGUUCUACACCUCUUAUUGAAUUACACUCAUCUGUCAUUUUUGCUAAUUAACAAUGGUUCCAAAUCGUCAAGCUUUUUUGUUUUUGUCUGCAUUACCAUAGUUUGUGUUAGCUUAAGUACUACCAAAAUUUACAUUGGAGUUUGUGUUUAUUACAAAAUCGUGUAAGGGAAGUGGUGGUUUGCAUUGGAUUAGCUUUUUUCUGUGACUGGAUUCUAACUCUACAAGCUAGAGCAAUAAAUACUCACAGGAAAGAAAACACAAUUAUUAAGUGGUAAGAGAGACAUUUAAGAUUUAACAUUUAAGAGUGGAAAUUAAUUAUGACCAACUGCAGCAAUGUCAAAGCAAUUUGGCUAUAUGACUGAGCAUGCUUUCCCCAUGGCUAUUUUACUUUCUUGUACUUAGAGUUGAUUCAGGGCCAUAAACCUUUAGGCGACCUGUGUGAAUAAUAUGCACAGCACCCCAUGGCCCUUUUCCUGUUUGGCCACACCCCAUGCCCUGCUGGUGGCUAGUGCCAGUGUUUGUAGUGUUGGUAUGUGUGAAUUCAGAGUAUGACAUCUGAGUAUCACAAUUGUAAAUAUGUGGAUGUUGUAAAUAAUUUUUGGAUGUGGCCUGCAGAGCCAGAAAAUGUGCAUACAUUUUAUUUUUGGAACUAACUAAUUUUCCCUUUCCUCACAGUUUUUGUCUCCUCAUAUUCUCACAUAUCUUUAUCCCUUAUAUCUGCCUAUUUGCCUCUCCUACAUUACUUCCCAAUGUGUGUCUCCCCAUCUCUUACCUAUGUUUGUAUUUCUGCACAUAUCCCCAUUGUCUGUUUUCAUCCAUCUUUUCAUCUUGUCAGAUCUGGAGGCCAAGCAGAUGUGAUGGCUAUUGAUCUUUAUGGGCUCUUUAGUGGCAGCUAUUCUCUGUGUUGAAACAGGGAGAAUGAACAUAACUCUCCACCCAUAUCACGCUCUGUCUUUACAUCAGAAAAGUCCUUCAUGGAAGUGGGCAGCCAGUUUUCAGCCUCAAUGUGGCCAAGAUUGACCAAGAGAUGUGUGGCGGAACCUACUGACAAUUUCGUAUAUUUUGCCCCCUUUCGUGUGUUUUUUUUCCCUUUUCUGUUCGGAAGUUGUUAUAUAUAAACGAAGACCACCCCUGUACCCCAUUAGAACGUUCACACCAGAAACCUAAGUGCGAAACCGCAAGGGAAGUAAUUAAUGAAUGCUUCCCCUGGGUGGCCGCCAUUUUGUAUAACCAAAUGCACGCGGUCAAGAAAAGAAUCGGGGGCAUCUUGUCUCCUGAACGUGGGCAGUGGCACUUAGUCGUCGAGUGUCUGGAACUCUUUUUGGCUAGGCACUCGCACAAACCCCAGUAAAGAUUAGACCACUGCCCGUUCUACUUCCUGACCAACUAUGCAAAUGACGUUCGGGAGAUAUGAACAGGGGGAACAUUUGUACCUUGAAACUAAGAGAUUUCCUUGCAUGGUGUUUGCACAGGAACCCCAGAAUAGAGAACGACCAGGACACCUAUUUCCCUGGAACUGUUUUGGGCUAGAAUCUCGUGUCCGGCAGGUCAAAACUUUACCCCGGUGGCAUUCCAGUUUCACCAAACCGAUCUGAGUGAUAUUUGAAUAUGUUAUACACUCAAAUCAGGGCUAUACAGGGAUACAAUUUUUGUGGGGUCACUUUUAGGGUACUGUAUAUUUUGGAUAGAUUUUCUGUAUCUGAGAGAUUUUUCUCACGCAAUCUCUCAGGCACAGAUGAUCUUGGGAUUGAAACCCCUGUGUUAAUAUAUUAGAGACCCCAUGUAGAGGUCUGUGCAUAAAAGCCAUGUGUUGCCAGAAUAAAAUAAAUUGACUCCCAGAGUUACUGGGGGAAUGGAUGUAUGCAUGUUUUAAUGGUUACAGAGUAGCUGAGGGUAAUAUUUCCAAUAUUUGUGAAUUCCAAUGAUUUUGUACACUGAAACGAUAUAUACAUAUUUCUAUGUGCAAAUCUUAGCCAACAGUUUAGUAUACCAUUCUCUAAGAUAAUUAUCACACCAAAUCACCACAAUCAGUUUUAAUCAGUUGGAACUGUAUUUAAAUCAUGUUGUAUCGAAGAAUCUUCAUCCUGUCUCUGAGGAAGUGGGCUGACACCCACGAAACACGUUAGACCACAACAAACCAAGCGGGGUACGGACGCAGAUUACAGAGCCAGUCACUGUGCUUUCUUCUAUCCAACAAAGAGCACUCCGAGAUCAAGGGACCAACCGGCCAGCAGCGUGCAUCACCCAGAGUGACGUCUGGGACGCACGCCAACCUCACGAGCAGCCGGCAGAGAGUGAUUCAUUUCACAGCAACAAAGUAUCUACAUCCAUCCUGAUCGAUCCCUGUGGCAAAAUCGGAAUCACAAAUACAGAUGUGCUGGUAAUAAUCUUGCAAACCGUCCCUAACUGAUAUUUUGAUAUUUUUUAUACACUUUUUCUAAUAAAUUUUUUAUUAUUUUUAAUUUUAUUGGAUUUUAUUGGAUUUCACUGAUUUUAUUAUAUUAUGGAAUACAGUCACCUAUACUGUAUCUCUACUUUAUAAAGUUUAUAUCUUUACAUCUUUGUAAUACAAAGUAUAUCAUUUGGCAUAUACUCCACUUAUUUCUGUGUUUACAGAUUUAAAGACGUAUACGCCAUAUAUUUUCUGUGUCAUUACACACUAAUGUCACACUAAUUCUUUACAAUAUAGGAAGCAAUUUCUCAUACUGCUUCCACACACACAAAGUGGUUUUAAUUUUUCUUUUUCACAAAGUAUAAUAUUUGACGUGUACCAGAUUUACUCUGUUUUUAACAGAUUUAAAGGUAUACACAUCACACAUACCAGUGUUGCUUGAAUUAUAUGUAGUGAAUUUCAACCAAAGCCUUUUUAGUGAACCAGCUCCUGGAUCCACCACACUGGACUUACGGUGUUAACUCUAUUACUUCAAAGAAAUCAUGAAGUUUAGUGUGUAAUGCUUCCAGACUUCUUACUUCACAGACUUCAGGCUGAAUUCCAUAAACUCCUGCUGCCUUGCCACUUUUCAGCUGUUUAACCUGACCCGACCUGGCAGCAGCUCUCGUUCCAGGCAGGUAGUGUCCCUUCUGCCUAUUCUGCUGUAGCCCUUCUUACAGUGAUUAUAGUGUUUGCCUUUACAAAGGCACUUGCGGCUCUCAGGCCUACCUCCCUUGACUUAUCCCAGGGCUGGAGGGAUCCUUCAGCCAGCAAACAGGUCCAAAGACUCUGUCACUGGGAACUCCCGUUACCUGAGGGACUCAGGGGAUUGGAGACUUCAACCGAGUGUGUUCCACAAGAUCACGCACUUAUGGGGACCUUUGAGUGUGGACCUGUUUGCGUCCAGACUGAACACACAACUGCAUAUGCCUUCCCUCCAUUCAACCUGAUUGCUCGUUGCCUGGCGUACCUCCGAUGCUUCAAGAGCUCGAUGGUCCUGAUAACCCCAUGUUGGAGGUCCCAACCUUGGUUUCCACACCUAAUGGAGAUGGCGAUCGAUCGCCCGCGGUUACCAGAUCACCCAUCUCUCCUAACCAAUCCAGACGGGGAGAGUCACACUCUGAUAGAAUAAGGGCUCCUCCGUCUCAUGGCGUGGCUCCUUUCUGGGGACCCUGGGAAAUUACAGAGGUUUCGAGCACAACUACACAACUCCUGGCAAACGCAUGGGCACCAGGAACAAGACAUGCCUAUACGGCGGCCUGGAGACAAUGGGCUAAUUGGUGCUUGGAACGAUCGUUGGAUCCUGUAUCAGCCUCUGUGAAAUCGGUGUUGGAUUUCCUGACACAUUUGUUCGAAUCAGGCAAAGCCUUUCGCACCAUCAACCUAUACCGUUCUGCAAUCUCGGCAGGCCAUGAUCACGUGGACGGACUCCCACUCGGACAGAACCCCUUAGUCUGUCGUCUACUUAAGGGUGUUCGUUUCUCACGUCCUCCUACAUCUAGAUAUGGAUCCUUUUGUGAUGUCAACUCGGUAUUCAAGCUCCUAGACGAUGGCCCCCUAACUCAGAAUUGUCAUUAAAACAAUUAUUGGCAAAAUUGCUUAUGCUGUUUUUUCUUUUAUCCUGUAAGCGAGUGUCUGACGUAAGAGCUUUGGAUUGGCAGGCCCGUAUGUUCACUCCGGAAGGAGUGUCAUUCGAUAUCUCGCGGAGAACAAAAUCAGCAACUCGACAGGUUUUCUACCCGAGAAUCACAAAUCUACCCAAUUUAUGCCCCAUACUGUAUCUAAAAGAAUACGAAUCUCGCACGUCUGCUCUACGCCCAGCUAAUGACGGACCUCUGUUUAUCUCGCUGAAGAAAACACAUCUUCCGGUAUCUACUCCAAUGCUCGCGUGUUGGGUCAAAUGGUUAUUUGCUUGCGGCCGGGAUAGAUGUCUCGGUGUUCUCAUCCCACUCCGUCAGAGGCACUAUGGCCUCUAAGGCAUUGGCGAUUGGAUGUCGGUUGGAAGACAUCUUGAAGGCUGCAGAUUGGUCUAUGGAAUCCACAUUCCGGAACUUUUAUUUUAAACCUAUCCAACAUUUUUCAGAUAAGAUUAUAGCUCAGCUUUGAAAUAGCAUAAUAGGAGCCUCCGUGUCUUUAAUAAAAUUCCAAGAUUUUACUAUUAACAUGACGUAAAGUCAUGAUUUUAUUAAUGACAUGGAGGCGAGUAUUAUUCCCACCCUCCCUCCCUGGGUGGAGUUGGUGGGGUUUCACAUGCCGGUCAGGAUUAGAUUGAGUCUGCCUCUAUCCUCAUACCUCACAUGUUGGAUCUUCCCUGUUUUUAUUAUCGGAUUUUGAAUAUCAAGACUAGAUUAUCAUGCUAAUUUUAUAAUAUGUUUUUCAUGUCUGAUGUUAUGACUGGAUUUUCUCCAGACCUAGGUAACCAAAUAUAUGCUGGGGUAUGUGGUAUGUACUAUACAGAAAUCUUAAGUUCAACAUAACCUUUAUAGUAGGGUGUAUUAUUUAUGCGCUUAUUCAGUAUUCAAAGUUUAAAAAUGAGGAGAAAUACGUGCCUACGGGUAUGCAACAUGACAUUGUGACGUGUGAUUAACUUAUAUCCAUACGAUUACUUAUAUCACAUUUUCAUUUGCUUUACAUCAUGUAUGAUCAGUUUAUAACCAUACGAUUACCCAUAGCACAUUUUCACUUGCUACUCACAGGCUGUAGGAGCGUUUACUACUACAUUAUGUACGAUAACUGCUCAAGAUAUGAGUGACCCUUUCUUAAGCAUCCAGGAGUGGGUUGAAUUACAGACACCUGCAUUUCACUAGAUUAAACAUUAAUUUACCUCUAACGAUUCUUGAAUAAGAAGGUAAAGUUAAUGAACGUGCCCUGGGACAUAAAGCUCAGAGGUAGACAAACUGCAAAUCUAUUAAUGAUUAGAGAGUAUACCAACGUAACCGUCCUGGCUGGGAUCAAGGUAGUGUCAGAGUUUAUGGUUUCCUGGCCGGUGAGCCCGCCAUCUGCCAUUCCGCUUGAAGUCUUCUCGGGGAAGUUCCAUCUGAGUUUUCUUGGAGGUUGGUAGUGUUGAUCCAUAGACCCCAGGCUGUAAGUAAUUUCAUUCCUUCAGCUGGUUCGUUGACUACUUGGGUUUUCCCUUGACACCAGAUUAUCAGUUUGGUGGGGUAGCCCCACCUGUAUGCCACUUUAUGAUUUCACAAUGUCUUAGUGAUAGAAACAAAUUCUUUACGUCUUGCCGUCGGGGUUGAUGACAGAUCUGCAAAUAGCGCUAUCCGUUGGUGAGGGUCAGGAAGUGUGAGUAGCUUUCUCGCUGCUGCCAAUAGAGUUUCUUUAUGAGCAAAGCAGUGAAACCUUACAAUAACAUCUUUUGGGACAUCAUUAUAUAAGUGGGCUGGUCUUGGAAGGCUAUGCAUGCGAUCAAAAGCCCACGCGGAGUCUGGUAGGCCUGGGACUAGGGAUUUACAUAUUGAGAGAAUGUAGGCUGGUAGAGCAUCAUGGGAGAUAUCAUCAGGUAUACCUCUGAAGCGGACAUUUUUUCAUCUUGAUCUAUCUUCCAUGUCAGCUAAUUUUAAUUUAAGCUAACAUUUUCUUCUGAUAAUUUCUGUAUUUUGUCUACAACCUCAUUGUGGGCAACGCAUAGUUCUUCCAUCCUGUUUUCCAGGUGGCUGGUUCUGUCGCUGAGGUUAGAGAUUUCUUUUCUCAAGUCUCCGUCAAUGCAGUGAAAGUCCAUCGUAAUGGUGGUUCGGAGUUCUUGGAGCAUCUUGUGAAGGCUAAGCUCCGUGACAGGUGAAUCUGUGUAUUUGGAGGAUCCUGAAUCAUAGUCAGAUUGACCGUCCAACAUAUUAAAUGUAUCGUCGCCAUCUUGGUUUUCCUUACGAUGCUCGGUUUUCUUCAUUUUCAACGUUUCUGACUGUGACAGAACCAUCUGUCUGUCUAUUGUGGUGGAUUCGUCUAUUUCUGCCCAUUCGUGUAAAUGGCUGUUUCUAUAGCUCAGCCAUACGAAUGACUCUUUUUUUUACCGAACAAAUCUACCGAACGGAUGGCCACCCAGGAUAGAAGUGUGCUGCUGGUUGACCUCUUGAUCCCAAUUAGAACGUUGUGGUUAACCGCAGACACUUCUCAAUUAAACCGAAUUCAGGGUGGCCGUCGUUCGUAUGUCGACCACGAGGCAGCGGCCAUUUUAAAACACACGAAAGACCAGCGGUGUUCGGCACUGAUUUCAUGGAACUAAAAACUGACACUUUUUCUGCCGAACACCGCUGAAACAACGGGUCGUCUGGCUGCCCUGACGAAAGCAUACGAACACCGGCCGUUCGGGAGUUUUACAUCACACGAAAAGACUUUACCCAGAUAGCCUUCCCAUGGAGUCAAUCACAUACCGAAAGACUGUAAGGACUUUGAUUCCAUGGCGAUUGAACAAUGUGUGUGGGAUCUGAGCGCUAUUCGCCAAUAAUAUGCCCUCAGAUCCAGGCUAUCUGGGGAUAUGUGAUACGAAUGUGAAAUGUUCGGUAGUUGUGAAGUUAUAUGUUUUUAUGUAUUUUCUGGUAUUUUAUUUAAGAUGGCGAUUUGUCCUUGUCAAACAAGCUUUUCCCACAAUGCAGUAUGGUUUCCUCCCCUCUGCCCUGGAGAUAAUUGGGAAGUAAUUCAAUUAUCUCCAGGGCAGAGGGGAGGAAACCAUACUGCAUUGUGGGAAAAGCUUGUGACUGUAUGUCUGUUAUGUCCUCAUGUCCAUCUGUAAUUCCAGUCUCCCAUUUGGUCCCCAAGGGGAGUGUCCACCAAGUGGGAGACCUGCAUAAAUACGGGCGGGUAGCCCACAGUAAAGCCAGAUCCUGUUUGACCCUCAAUGCGGAGCUUUUGUCUCGUUAUUGGGGGGAUUUCUUAUUGAUGCCUAGAGACUGAUUAUUGGAACCGAAAGCAGCUUGGUGGAUAUCUUUGUUCGGCGAUUAGCGGCGGUUCAUGGAUUUCUGUUCGGGAGUUUCUAGCCUUUCACAGAUCCCAGUCGGGAGAUUACCGCUUCCCCUGAUGGUGGUUUGUAUACUGCAGUCUAUGCGAAUGGAGUUACUGAUAUUGCGAAAGGGGAAGGUUAACUAAACGGUGGUUUCCCUUAAAGACACCAGGGGUGUCUUAACAAUUGGUGGCAAGCGACGGGAUGAAUCCCACAGCACAGAAGGUCAGCUACACAUCCCAAUUUGGUGGAGGAAAUGCAGUAUGAGGAAUUAAGGCGUGCUACCCUUAAAGACAUACUUGAAUGCCGAGGACGGUCAGCAAGCAAUUAUUGCUUUGCUACUGGAGAUGGAUGCAGCACAGGGAGUGGAGAGAGCUAAUGUACCCAGCAUUUUGUAUUUAACCCCCGAGGAAAUACAAUUCAACCGGGCAGUCCAGAUAAGGCUGGCACACUUUGGCCCCAACCCCUGAGCAGACAUUGUAGAAUGGGUGCAGGCAGCAGUGAUGGCACACCAGGCGCUCCGGGAAAGAGGAGCUGCAGCAGUAGAGGUACCCAAUAACAAUUUUGGAAGGAAACAUUUUAUUGAGACAGAGGGAGAGAUUGACAGGUUCCUGGCUGACUUUCAAAGACAGUGUGCCCUACACCAGGUACCCGCAGACGAAUGGGUCACCAUCCUCAAUGGGAAAUUAUCCGGCCGGGCUAGUGAAGCAUUUUGGGCCAUCCCAGCUACCUAGUGGUGAAAGAUGCGCUCUUAGCCAGGUAUGCGGUGACCCCAGAAGCAUACAGGCGACGAUUUAGGGAGACUAACAAACAGGUUGGCAACUCCUAUGUAGAGUGGGCCUGCAGAGUCCACCUCACAAGAGGUGCUGCAGGUGUUCUUGCUGGAACACUGCUUCGACAGACUACCUGCCAGGGUCAGAGAGUGGGUCAGAGAUAGAAAACCCUCUACCCUAUAUACAGAUGCCCACAGAAUAUACAGAUGCCCGCAAAUUGGACAGUACAGCUACCAAGGUUCCUGCCAGAAUGGAGUACCGGCCGACAGCAACCCCAGCACCAACAGCAUACCAACCACCAGUACACCGCACUCCAGCAGUACCGCCAGCAAACAAUUACCCGCAACCCUCCCGGUUCAAUGCCCACUGAACGGUGCUAAUCAAGCGCAGUCCUGGAGGAGACCAGCCAACGGGAAUCAGCGGCCACCUCAACCUGCUGCUCACUGUAUCGAGCAGGAGGAAUUCUGGGGAAUACUACACGAGGCCGACCCAGUGCAAGCAGCUCAUCAGGACAACCGUCAGCAACACCGGCAGACUGUGAAGCUGAAUGGCAGAGUGGUGAACGGUCUGAGAGACACAGGAGCCACUAUGACACUGCUCCAAAAGAACCUAGUCUCGGAACACCAGCAAACUGGAGACACUGUGGCAGUGAGGGUAGCAGGAGGCGCCGUGUUCAGCUUACCUGUUGCCCGGGUCCAUUUGGAUUGGGGAGUGGGCGCUAGACAUGUGGAUGUGGGGGUUAUGAAAGACUUGCCCGCUGAUGUUCUUCUUGGGAACCAUUUGGCCCCUUUGGUUUCUGCUUAUGCCCCGAUGGGCCCUGCUGACGUUAACCCAGUGACUACUCGUGCCCAGACCCGUGCUUCUGGAACCGGCUCGCCUGCUGAUGAGACCCAGGUAAGACCCUCUUCCCCGACUGGUACCCUAGAUCAGGCCCCCUUAAGCUGGGAUUCCCCAGAGGAGUUUGGUAGGGAAACCCGGGCGGAUCCGACACUCCAGAAGUACAGGGAUAGAGCAGAUGCUGGAGAGUAAGGAAUUGAUGGGGAGCGGUAUGAGUGUCUGUCUGGGGAACAGGCUCUAUAUGAUCCCUAAGCCUAGCCCCUCUGCCGAAUCGACAGCUAGUGGUACCUGCAAAAUACUGGCAGGAGAUUCUGUGGAUCGGGCAUGAUGUUCCGUUAGCUGGACAUCUAGGGUCCCACCGCACAGCCUAUAGGAUCUCACAGAAUUUCUUUUGGCCCAACUUUAACCAGGCUGUGCGGAUGUAUUGUAGUACGUGCGACACAUGUCAAUGGGUAGGAAAGCGGGGGGACCACCCUAAGGCUAGGUUAUUAUCGAUGCCUAUUAUAGGGGAGCCCUUUUCCCGCAUAGCUGUUGACCUUGUGGGUCCACUGGCCAGGGCUAGUCCCUCCGGUAAGAAAUAUAUUCUUACUGUGGUGGACUAUGCCACACGCUAUCCAGAGGCAGUAGCACUGUCUAAUAUAGAGGCAGAGAUGGUUGCUGAUGCCCUGGUCAGAAUUUUCACUAGGGUUGGGUUCCCUAAGGAGAUCCUCUCCGAUCAGGGAACCCAAUUCACCGCUGUGCUCAUUCAGCAGCUGUGGAGGAUGUGUGGCAUUAAACCAUUGCUUAGCUCACCAUACCAUCCACAGACUAAUGGUCUCUGCGAGCGCUUUAACGUACCCUCAAGCAGAUGCUGAGGACCUUUACAGAUACUUGCAGAGACUGGGAGAGGUUGUUUUCUUACAGAGAGGUGCCCCAGGAAUCUACUGGGUUCUCCCCCUUUGAGUUGCUCUAUGGGAGAAGGUUUCUCAGACCCCUAGAUCUCAUUAGGGGCCACUGGGAGGGGAGACGGAGCAGGAGGGGAUCCCCAUAGUGCCAGAUGUCCUGGAACUCCGGGACCGCAUGGAGAAAGUGUCCCUGAUGGUAAGGGAGAAUCUCCAGGCGGCCCAGGGGAGACAGAAGAGGUGGUACAAUCAGGGUGCCCGACAGCGGGUCUUCCAGGUUGGGCAGAAGGUAUUAGUGCUCAAACCUGUGAAGGCAAACAAGAUGCAAGUAUCUUGGCAGGGCCCGUACCGAGUAGUAGCGCAGAUCUGCGAUACUACUUACUUUAUAGCCAGCUGUACAGAUGAAAGGGUUCAGAGAUCCUUUCAUGUGAACAUGCUGAAGGAGUACCAGGAGAGACCUGAGAAUAUUGCAGCAGUAUGUGCCCCGGCUGCAGAUGAUCCUGAGAAUUUACCCCUUCCCGAUUUGUUAGAAAGGGACCCCCAGACUGACCUCACUACCCUUGUACAACUAGGGGACAGGUUAAACCCCACAGAAAGGGUACAGGCGAAGCAGUUGUUAUGGGAGAAGCAGGCGACGUUCUCCCAGGAGCCAGGUUAUACUACCCUAGCUGUACAUAAGGUUGAGACCCCUGGACAGACCCACUUACGACAGCCGCCAUAUCGUAUCCCUGAAGCAGUCCGAGAAGGAAUGCGGAAGGAGAUACAGGAGAUUACCCAGCUUGGGGUCAUCGAGCCCUCCGACAGCCCUUGGGCCUCGCCUGUAGUCCUGGUGCCCAAGAAGGACGGGACCACCCGGUUCUGUGUGGACUACAGGCGACUCAAUGAGCGGACCACCACUGACGCCUACCCGAUGCCCCGGGUAGACGAAUUACUGGAUCGUAUUGCCAGGGGAUGCUAUCCCCAAGUCGGCAUUCGUCACCCCAUUUGGCCUGUACCAAUUUAAGGUCAUGCCUUUUGGGAUGAAGAAUGCCCCGGCUACCUUCCAACGGAUGGUGGAUAGACUCCUGGAUGGCUUCCAAGAAUUUGCCUGUGCAUACUUGGACGACAUUGCGAUUUACAGUGGGUCCUGGGAGGAACACCUGGUUCAUGUAGGGGUGGUACUGGAUAAGAUUUGGGCCGCUGGCCUGACAUUGAAGCCAGAAAAGUGUCAUCUAGGUAAGGCUGAAGUACAGUACCUGGGUCACAGAGUGGGAUGUGGGAGCCAGAGACCAGAACCAGCCAAGGUCGAGGCAGUGGCUAACUGGCCUCAUACCUACCACUAAGACCCAGGUAUUGGCCUUCUUGGGUACGGCAGGGUACUACCGACGUUUUGCCCCUGACUACAGCACUAUUGCUAAGCCCCUGACAGACCUGACGAAGAAGAACUUGCCUAAGCAGGUCCUGUGGUCUCCGGCUUGUGAAGCUGCAUUCCAGGCACUGAAACAGGCGUUCCAGGCACUGAAACAGUCUUGGCUGCCCCCCUAACAAACGCUUUCUCGUUCACACAGAUGCUUCCAUGUAUGGACUGGGGGCUGUGCUGAGCCAAGUCGGGGAAGAUGGAGGAGAGCACCCUGUCGCAUAUCUCAGCCGAAAGUUGUUACCCAGAGAAGUGAGUUAUGCAGCAGUGGAGGAAGAGUUUUUGGCCUUGGUCUGGGCAUUGAAGAAGUUAAGUCCCUACUUAUACGGGCAAGAGUUUUCUCUUGUGACUGACCAUAACCCACUCGUCUGGCUUAAGCGGGUCUCAGGGGACAACGGUAGACUGCUGAGGUGGAGUUUCGCAGUAAGGCCUUACAAUUUCACUAUCAGCUACAGACCCGGUAAGCAGAACGGGAAUGCAGAUGGGUUAUCCCGGCAAACUGACAUCUCCACCACCUCCUAGUCCGGUCAUCCCCAAGUUGACCCGCCAAAGGGUCAAGCUGGGUCUGCCAGAGUGUCCCACAAGGAGGGAGCCGUGUGACAGAACCAUCUGUCUGUCUAUUGUGGUGGAUUCAUCUAUUUCUGCCCAUUCGUGUAAAUGGCUGUUUCUAUAGCCCAGCCAUACGAAUGACUCUUUUUUACCGAACAAAUCUACCGAACGGAUGGCCACCCAGGAUAGAAGUGUGCUGCUGGUUAACCUCUUGAUCCCAAUUAGAACGUUGUGGUUAACACCGGCCGUUCGGGAGUUUUACAUCACAUGAAAAGACUUUACCCAGAUAGCCUUCCCAUGGAGUCAAUCACAUACCGAAAGACUGUAAGGACUUUGACAUCAUGGCAAUAGAACUAUGUGUGUGGGAUCUGAGCGCUAUUCGCCAAUAAUAUGCCCUCAGAUCCAGGCUAUCUGGGGAUAUGUGAUACGAAUGUGAAAUGUUCGGUAGUUGUGAAGUUAUAUGUUUUUAUGUAUUUUCUGGUAUUUUAUUUAAGAUGGCGAUUUGUCCUUGUCCUGGAGAUAAUUGAAUUACUUCCCAAUUAUCUCCAGGGCAGAGGGGAGGAAACCAUACUGCAUUGUGGGAAAAGCUUGUGACUGUAUGUCUGUUAUGUCCUCAUGUCCAUCUGUAAAUUCCAGUCUCCCAUUUGGUCCCCUAGGGGAGUGUCCACCAAGUGGGAGACCUGCAUAAAUACGGGCGGGUAGCCCACAGUAAAGCCAGAUCCUGUUUGACCCUCAAUGUGGAGCUUUUGUCUCAUUAUUGGGGGGAUUUCUUAUUGAUGCCUAGAGACAGAUUAUUGGAACCGAAAGCAGCUUGGUGGAUAUCUUUGUUCGGCGAUUAGCGGCGGUUCGUGGAUUUCUGUUCGGGAGUUUGGAGUCUUUCACGGAUCCCGGUCGGAGAUUACUGCUCCCCUGAUGGUGGUUCGUAUACUGCAGUCUAUGCGAAUGGAGUUACUGAUAUUGCGAAAGGGGAAGGUUAACUAAACGGCGGUUUCCCUUAAAGACACCAGGGGUGUCUUAACACUGACAAUUUUAGUUGCUUGGAUGGCGGCAAAAUAUGACAAAAAAUGGACAAUGCCAUACAAGCUAUUAUUAACUUUGGAAAGUCAGCUUGGUUAAGCAAAACUGACAUCACAAAUGCUUUUAAACUACUACCAAUUCAUAAAUCACUCUGGCAUCUGAAUGGCGUUAAGUGGGAGAAUAAAUACUAUUUCGCGACUGUACUGACUUUUGGCUCCGAAAGUAGCCCAAAAAUCUUCGAUAUUUUCGCAGAAACCUUGAACUGGCUCUUACUUAACAAAAGCAGAUGUCCAGUAGUGGUUCACUAUCUUUAUGAUUUUCUUUCCAUUGAACCACACUACUACACACCAUACAGUCUACAUUACACACUUUAUUUAAUUAAGAACCUGGGAGGAGUUCCCGUAGCCCCAGACAAAACAGAAGGUCCCAGCACCAAAAUAACUUUCCUGAGUAUCACGCUAAAUUCAGUAUCCAUGCAAGCUAGCCUACCUCAGGAAAAGGUAGACAGGAUUUUAAUCUUUAUUGAAGUCUGUGCCACUCAUUGGUCUUGCACCAGGAAGGAAUUACACUCACUUUUCAUGGGUUAUAGUAUGGGCACAGGGCUCCCUCCUGUCACUCCCUCCCUGUAGCAUGGCCGAGACCUCUAUUGGUCCACGGGUACAGGAAACAAAAGCUCCCUGUACCCGCGGACUAUGAUACAGGGCUCAGCCACGCUACAACUGAGGUAGGGGGGGAGGGGAACAUGAAAUUGGGAAGGGGGGGAGAAAGAGAGUGACAAGUGGGGGGGAGAAAGAGAGUGACAAGUGGGGGGGGAGAGAGAUUGACAUCCAUCACACACACAUAAUCACACACAAUGCAACCCUUGCACACAGAAAAACACACAAUGCAUUACACACACAAAAACACAUACACAAGCAAUGCAACCCUUACACAUAAUGCAUCCCUUACACACAGAGAAACACACAAUGCAUUCAUUACACACACUCAUGCAUCCCUUACAGACACACACACUGCAUCCCGUACAUACACAGAAACACACCUUGCAGCCCUUACACAUACAAACACAGAUUCACACAAUGUAUUCCUUACACACAUAUCAGGACAUCCCCUACACACUCCACCCCCUGUGAACAAACUCAUUGGUGGAACAUGAAGAUGGACCCUGGGACCCAGACCUUGAGCUGUGUAAAGGGCCCCCCAAAAAAUGGAGCUGCUUCCCAUUCUCCCAGAACAUUGAUUUUGUGACCACAGUAACAAACAGCCUCCAUAGAUCCUGUUCUACACCAGACCAGUGGAGCCAGACUGCAGCUAGAGCCCAUCAUCAUCCUCAUCUGGUUGUAAGAAGGCAAUCUAGUAUAUUAUUCGUGGCACUAAUCUCUAAUUUACCUCACAUUAAAGAAACACUAUAGUCCCCAGAACCACUGCAGCUUAAUGUGUCUGGUGUCUAUAGCCUGUCCCUGCAGGCCUUUUAAUGUAAACACGGCGGCACUGCAGCACUGACUGCAGCACUGGCAUUAGUUAACAUGGCAGAUCAUAUGGGUGGGGCAUUGUGAUGUCACAUGGGGGGGCGGCAAACUUUACUUUGCCUAGGGCGGCACAAAUCCUUGCACCGGCCCUGUAUGGGCAGGUGUAUGUUAUGGACAAUGAACACAGGUGCAUUUUAUUGAUGGCAUUUUGAAUGCACAGAGAUACCGCGACGAGAUCCUGAGGCUCGUUGUUGUUCCAUACACGACCAUCACCACAUGUUGCAGCAUGAUAAUGUACGGCCUCAUGAUGCAAGGAUCUGUACACAAUCCUGGAAGCUGAAAACAUCCCAGUUCUUGCAUGGCCAGCAUACUCAAUGGACAUAUCACCCGUGUUUGAGGUGCUCUGGAUCGGCGUAUAUGACAGCGUGUUCCAGGGCCUGCCAAUAUCCAGCAACUUCGCACAGCCAUUGAAGAGGAGUGGACCAACAUUCCACAGGCCACAAUCAACAACCUCAUCAACUCUAUGUGAAGAAGAUGUGUUGCACUGAGUGAGGCAAGUGGUCACACCAGAUACUGACUGAUGGACCCCCAGACCCCUCCAAUACAGACCCCUCCAAUACAAUAAAACUGCACAAUAUUAUGGCCUACCUAAGGCACACCUAAGGCAAUAAUCAUGCUGUCUAACCAGCAUCUUGAUAUGCCACAUCUGUGAGGUGGAUGAAUGAUCUUGGCAAAGGAGAAGUGCUUUGAGAGUACUAGGCCUUUUGUGUACAUAGAAAAAUUCUUAGAUCUUUGGGUUCAGCUCAUGAAAAAUGGGGGCAAAAUCAAAAGUGUUGCAUUUAUAAUUUUGCUCAGUGUAUAUAUGUGUAUAUGUAUGUGUGUGUGUGUGUGUGUGUGUGUGUGUGUGUGUAUGUAUGUAUGUAUAUAUAUAUAUAUAUAUAUAUAUAUACAGGGAGUGCAGAAUUAUUAGGCAAGUUGUAUUUUUGAGGAUUAAUUUUAUUAUUGAACAACAACCAUGUUCUCAAUGAACCCAAAAAACUCAUUAAUAUCAAAGCUGAAUAUUUUUGGAAGUAGUUUUUAGUUUGUUUUUAGUUAUAGCUAUGUUAGGGGGAUAUCUGUGUGUGCAGGUGACUAUUACUGUGCAUAAUUAUUAGGCAACUUAACAAAAAACAAAUAUAUACCCAUUUCAAUUAUUUAUUAUUACCAGUGAAACCAAUAUAACAUCUCAACAUUCACAAAUAUACAUUUCUGACAUUCAAAAACAAAACAAAAACAAAUCAGUGACCAAUAUAGCCACCUUUCUUUGCAAGGACACUCAAAAGCCUGCCAUCCAUGGAUUCUGUCAGUGUUUUGAUCUGUUCACCAUCAACAUUGCGUGCAGCAGCAACCACAGCCUCCCAGACACUGUUCAGAGAGGUGUACUGUUUUCCCUCCUUGUAAAUCUCACAUUUGAUGAUGGACCACAGGUUCUCAAUGGGGUUCAGAUCAGGUGAACAAGGAGGCCAUGUCAUUAGAUUUUCUUCUUUUAUACCCUUUCUUGCCAGCCACGCUGUGGAGUACUUGGACGCGUGUGAUGGAGCAUUGUCCUGCAUGAAAAUCAUGUUUUUCUUGAAGGAUGCAGACUUCUUCCUGUAGUCUGGGAGUUGAGCUUGACUCCAUCCUCAACCCGAAAAGGCCCCACAAGCUCAUCUUUGAUCAUACCAGCCCAAACCAAUACUCCACAUCCACCUUGCUGGCGUCUGAGUCGGACUGGAGCUCUCUGCCCUUUACCAAUCCAGCCACGGGCCCAUCCAUCUGGCCCAUCAAGACUCACUCUCAUUUCAUCAGUCCAUAAAACCUUAGAAAAAUCAGUCUUGAGAUAUUUCUUGGCCCAGUCUUGACGUUUCAGCUUGUGUGUCUUGUUCAGUGGUGGUCGUCUUUCAGCCUUUCUUACCUUGGCCAUGUCUCUGAGUAUUGCACACCUUGUGCUUUUGGGGACUCCAGUGAUGUUGCAGCUCUGAAAUAUGGCCAAACUGGUGGCAAGUGGCAUCGUGGCAGCUGCACGCUUGACUUUUUUCAGUUCAUGGGCAGUUAUUUUGCGCCUUGGUUUUUCCACACGCUUCUUGCGACCCUGUUGACUAUUUUGAAUGAAACGCUUGAUUGUUCGAUGAUCACGCUUCAGAAGCUUUGCAAUUUUAAGAGUGCUGCAUCCCUCUGCAAGAUAUCUCACUAUUUUUGACUUUUCUGAGCCUGUCAAGUCCUUCUUUUGACCCAUUUUGCCAAAGGAAAGGAAGUUGCCUAAUAAUUAUGCACACCUGAUAUAGGGUGUUGAUGUCAUUAGACCACACCCCUUCUCAUGACAGAGAUGCACAUCACCUAAUAUGCUUAAUUGGUAGUAGGCUUUCGAGCCUAUACAGCUUGGAGUAAGACAACAUGCAUAAAGAGGAUGAUGUGGUCAAAAUACUCAUUUGCCUAAUAAUUCUGCACUCCCUGUAUAUAUAUAUACCCCAAUAGAUGAAAAAUAUAGGCUGCACUCUCGGACUUGUAAUUUUCAAAUAAAAGUGCUUUAUUCCAUAGGUAAGAAAAAGCUAAGUUUUGGUCCACGCAGGGACCUUCAUCAGGAUCAAGUGACUCAAAACUUUUUAUUGUAUUGAGUCACUUGAUCCUGAUGAAUGUCCCUGCGUGGACCGAAACGGCGAGUCACUUUAUCCUGAUGAAGGUCCCUGCGUGGACCGAAACUUCGAUUUUCUUACUAAUGGAAUAAAGCACUUUUAUUUGAAAAUUACAAGUCCGAGAGUGCAGUCUACAUUUUUCAUCUGUUGGUAUGCAUUUAGAUCCCUAGAAGGAUUUGCACCCAGCAACCACACCACCGAAAAAAAGCAGUAGGUUAUUUAAGCGUGAGUGCAAGGAUUUACACUGUCAAUAUUAUAUAUAUAUAUAUAUAUAUAUAUAUAUAUAUAUAUAUAUUGUGAUAAAGUGAAGGCAGAUAGGCCUUUUAACCCCAGGGGAAGUACGUGUACUUUGUGUGUUGCACAACACAAAGCAUUGUUUAGUUAUGGGACCCUGGGGUGGAGCAUUUGGAGAGAAGGGUGGGCCAAUGCUCCACUCCACAGUUUAGUGGUUUUCUGGGGAGACAUAGAUCCAGGCCAGGGUUUUUUGGACCGUCUCCAACCCACUGCUCAGCUGCAGUUAUUGAGCUAUUGCAGUGUGAAUAAACCCCUCCCUGCUAGGCAGGUAAAGGGGAGGGAUUGCUGGCUUCCUCCCAGGAAGCAGGUAGGAGAGAGGCUUUUCUCUCCAGAUAGAGAGUCAAGGAGACUAGGCACUGGGAGUGCAGAAAGGAAGCAGUCAAGGCUGGCUUGGAGCACUGGUAGUGCAGGGGGAAGCAGUCAAGGCUGGCUUGGAGCACUGGGAGUGCAGAAAGGAAAGCAGUCAGGGCAAGGCUGGCUUGGAGCACUGGGAGUGCAGAAAGGAAAGCAACAGGCUAGCUAGCAGAGUGUUGCUAUCUAAUAAGGUUGGUGCAAUAUGUUUUGUUUAGUUUAAUCCUGAGAGAUAGGGAACCUAAUGUCAGUUAGUGCUCAGACGAGCUAGGUUUUUGUUUAUAGGGUUUUGUGUUACAUUUAUGUUUUAAUUUACUGCUGUAUCCUGUGUGGAUUUACAAAUAAAGUGCCUGUAGUAUAUGCAAGGACUGUGCCUGUUGUUUACCCUAGAGGACCGUGCUACCUGCUGACAAGGAUCACAAUAUAUAUAUAUAUAUAUAUAUACAUAUAUAUAUAUAUAGAUAGUGGGCACUAGUAGGUCUUAAUUAAUUGAAGAAAAUAGUUCUUUAUUUUUUAUGUAGCGUCAACCUGCUUUCAAUCCUUUCUCAAGACUUUUGAGAAAGGAUCAAAAGCAUUGAAAGCAGGCCCGAAAUGUUGACGCUACAAAUAAAAAACAACCCACGGAGGACAAUGGGGGAUUCUUCAGUUCCAUCACCCUGUCAUAAAUUUACGACGGCUGAACAGCUUCAUUGUCUACAGGCACUUCAAAGUGGAAGGCAUUCACCUCCUUCGAGACGUUAUUCAUCAGUUUACCCGUCUCAAUCUAAAAGAUUCAAAUCUGUCUGUUCUGAUGGAUCUAGAAAACAGACAAAGUUUUCUCUGAAAAGGCCAAUCCUACCAAUUCACAUGCCUUCCUUUCGGCCUCAGCUCAGCCCUCUGGUGCUUCACCAAGCUAUUGAAGCUGAUCACGGCACAUCGAUGAGCCAAAAGCAUACGCUGCCUUAUUUAUCUAGACAAUCUCUUACUACUCUGCAGCAGCAGCAUCUCCAGACUGCGAUCUCAGGCGCACUUUACAAUCUCCUUACUCGAGUCCUUAGUUUCCGUGGUCAAUCGAGAGAAAUAAGCUCUCUCUCCAUCCCAUGUGGUUCAGUUCCUGGGUUUCAAAAUAGACGCUUCCAAGUGUGUCCUCUGUCUCCCUCAAUUAAAAAUCUCAACAAUUUGGAAGGAACUCCACAGAACUUUACAUCUAGACUACAUUCUCAUUCGCACACUGGCAUGAAUUGUGGGGUUGCUCUCCGCCUCCAUACAGGGAAUUUACCCAGGACCACUACAUUACCGAGCCAUGCACCGCUUAAAAGCUCAGUUUCUAUGGAUCCAAUCCUCAUACGACCAGAUAGUCCCCCUAACAUCAGACAUCAAAGAAGAACUGCAAUGGUGGUUCCUCCACAUGUCUGCGUGGAACGACGCCAAAGCAAUCUUCGGUCCUACUCUAGACUUAAUGGUGGAGUCAGAAGCAAAUCUCUGAGGAUGGGGUACCUCCGGCCCAUCAACUUGCACCGGAGGUCCUUGGACAUCAUCAAAAAAGAGUUGACCACUCAAACUCUCUUAGAUUAGACACCUAGAGAUCUAGACAAUAAAGCAAAUGCAGAACCACCGAAUACACGACAGAACAUAAAGAACCAAGGACUAACCACCAUACCAGGCAGGACCCCGUUAGACCCUCACAUCCCGCACCCCCCACAACUCCCUAACCCUCCGACUAGUUAAUAACCCUCAGUUGCUCCCUAACCUCCUAUAAGGUUUUAGAUAGAGACAACAGCACCAUCUGACUGGAUUUAAACCAAGAUCAUCCAGCAAAACCAAUGUUAACUGCAACAAGAACUGUACUAGAACUAAAGUAGUGGUAGAGGUAUAUGCAUAGGCACAUGAUGUUAUGAAACCCUUACUUGUAACAACUAAAUGCUUCCCUCUUAUUUUCUGUACCCCAUAACCUUGUCUUUACGAAAUAAAGAAAAACUGAAAUAAAAAAAGGAAUAUCUACCAGGAGAGGUGAUUCUCAGAUUGGUUCUCCAGACAUUGGAGAGAUGUCAGCUACUGGCAAUAGCCUGCAGUCUGCGGAUUGGUUUCGGAACACACUUUUAGUCAUUUCUAUUUCCGUCCGACCACUCAUAAUUCACUAGCCUUUUUGUCUUAGCCUUAAAACAGCAAAAUGUGAAGCCUCUUGUCAUGUGAUAAAAUUGUAGAUAAUGCCAGUUUUAGUGUAUCUAUAAUCUUAAUUUUAUUAAUUACAGGAGGCAAAUAUUUUCCCACGUGUUCUUUUCCCCAACCUAGUUUUUAUUUUCCUUUCAGGUAAGUCUUGAGGACAUAAUAAGUAUGUUUUUUCUAUAGCAUUAUUUUUUCUCAUGGUUGUUUCAUUGGAUUACUGUUAACACUGGUUUUUUUAAGUUGGCUUAUAUAGUUGUUUUAUACUUUUUUUACAUUAUUUACUGGUUUUGAUCCAGGUUUACAUGCCUUUAGUAGUCCAAUUCACACGAUUAAUCCUUGUUUUCGACUCUGUUCUCUUGUUUCAGUUUAAAAUUUCCUCCAGAUGCCAAUCUUAGAAUCAUCUCUUCUGGUCUUGGAUUUGUUCCAUUGAUUAUUCUGUUAUUGGCUAUUAUUAUUCCUUAUUGUUUUGCAGCUAGAAAGAGGAGGGGACUGCUGUGCUGGAGAACAGUCUUAUUGAAUGUUUCUUGUUUCUGAUUGGUUCUCUCUGUUGCUAUGUUAAAUUGUGCUGUUGUGGAGCUUAAGUAACGUGAGACUUAAGCAAAAUAUUUGCCUCCUGUCAUUAAUAAAAUUAUAGCUUAUAGUUUUAUAACAAUUAUAGGUACACUAAAGCUAGCAUAAUCUACAAUUUCAAUCAAUAGUUGUCGCUUAUACUAACAUUCCAUUCCUACUAAUAUGUGUGCGCUAUGUGCCCACACUGCCUCCUGAGCAGUAAAGUAUUGUUUACCAAUCAAUUUUCCAUUCAUUUUAGCUCUCUCUGCUGCUCCAACCCUGAAAUUUUUUCCAUCUUACUCAACAUUUAUUUUGGGAGAAACUGUUGUCUUGGAAUGCAUGGCUCCACCUCCAAUUCUUGUUACAUUAUAUCGAAUGUACAAGGAAGGAAAGGAAAUAAUUGAUUCUCCAAAUUCUCCAUCUGGGAAGCUCACUCUCCAUAAUGUCACCAAGGAUGACCAAGGCACAUAUACUUGUAUGUAUUGGAGUGCCAACAGCCUAAGAGAAAUACCAUCUACACAGAGCAGAACACGAGAGCUCCAUGUAAUAGGUGAGGAAGGUUUGUGGGUGUGACUUUAUAACUACAUAAGUUGGUGUUGCGUUAGACAACUCCAGACCAUGGCUGAGAAUAUCUUCAUUGUAAGGUUUCAGCUUCACUGGUUUUCCUUUAGACUUGUCUUGAUUGACCUUAAUGAUUUACCUUAAUGUAUUGGAUUGUUGGGGUUAUCACUAAAACCCAUCCAGAUUCAUACAUGGCUAUUCCGAUUGCAAAAUCUGGACAUUAUUUACACCAUCUAACAAUGUUCAGAUUUCGGCCAGACCAAAAGUUACCCAGUUGCUUCAAAUCCAGACCCAGAUUUUUUUUUAAAUGACAUGAUUAAAAUCACUGUUUGAAGGUCAAUUAUGUGGUAUCUGGUCAGCGCUUGCUAGUUAACUAAAUCAUUAAAAAAGUUUUAAAAAAAUAAAUAAAUCCUAUGAAGUCAAAAACACCCCAUAAAGUUUAAAACCUCCCUUGUCCCCACUUGCCAUGCAGCAGGGGGCAUGUUUGCUAAACCAUUAAAAAUAGGCUGGACAGAGGUGGAGGCCUUAACUGUAAUAUUAAAGAACUGAGGGCCUGUUGUCCUCAGCUUGUCCCCACUCAUUGGCAGUAAGUGGGCGCAAUAUUUAUAACUUAAAUAGGGGACUGACAGAGGACUGACCUUCAUAGGCUAGCCACCAUAUAAUCUACCCUCACAUUGCUGAGGGCUAUUUAAAGGAACACUCCAAACCUCUAAAGCAUAUUAGCUCUUUUUUUCAUUUUACAAGACAUGCAGAUAUCAACAGAAAUUGUCACUUUUAUAAAUGAAUCUGGUAACAUCCCCUGGCUUUGAAGCAGCAAAAAGGUCCUGUUAUUUCCUGAUUUAUUUAGCUCUAUGGAGCUAAACUCAAGAGACAGGCAAUUGUCCAGAGCACCUUCUUUGCAAAGACUUCUAAUUGAGCUGUAUUACAAAGUCUGUGGACAGCAACAGAAUGUCUGAGCUGGGGAAGAAAGGGAGGAUUUGAAAAGGCUUCAGACAAGAGAACUUCAGCAUUUGCAAGCUGUUUUCAUUAAACAAAAAAGUAUAAAUAAAUUCAUGAAUGUGUUAUUGAGGUAUAUCUACUAAAUAGUGAUUUUAUUUUUUAUAUUUGGACAGAGGAGUGUCCCAGCAGGCAAAUUGUACUUACAAUGAUAAUUCACUUGAAUAAAAGCUUGUAAGUUGUUAUGUUAUAUGUUUUAUAUAAUUAUCCCCUAUAAAAACAUAACAAUGUCACACUUUCUGUUUCAGCUCCGUUACUUCCACCUUUGCUGUCUUUAGAUCCUCCAAAUGGUCGGGUUUGGGAUGGGGGAAAUGUGACCCUAAUCUGUACCAUACUUACUCCUGAGGAAAGCACCUUGUAUGAUUUUCACUUUCUGAAUGAAAAGCAGGAAAUGAGUGUGUUCGCAAACAAAACAGAGACGAGAAAGACUUUAACCAUUAUGGUUUGGAGAAGUAAUAACACUUCUGAGUCCAAGUACUUUUGUCAGUACACCGCAAACAUCAAAGGGCGUUUGAUACUCUCACCGAAAAGUUCACAUGCUGAAAUAACUGUGACAAGUAUGUAGCAUGUACUGUAGUCUUAUGUUUGUUUAUUUGCUUCUCAUUACCAAGUUUGAGAGUAGCAGUUAGGCACUUAAAUAUUUAAGAAUUGAUCAGCUUGCAAUAUUCCUGUGCAAGACAACCACAGUAUAAAGCAAUGUAUCAUAAAAGAAACUGAUGGAUGUUGAAGGCAUGAAGAUAAAUGGUCCAAUUUGACUAGUUUGACUAUGUAUAAAGGAAGCUGUCAUUUUGAGGGAAGAGACAUUUUGAGGGAACAAGAAAUAAAUGGCAUUUGGCAGAAACCUAGAAGAUAUAGUUAGUAAUAUUACUAUUCCAGCAUCUCCCUAAUUGUCUAAUUGUUUAAUUUUUGUGUUUACUCCUUAGCUGGCUCAGUGCUCUGGAUUAUCGUGGUUGGUAUUGUUGCUGGGAUUGUUGUACUGAUAAUAAUGAUUGUUCUUCUCUGCUGGGUUUUGACUGGCACGAAAGGUAAGAUCUAUAUAUAUAUAUAUAUGACUACCAUAGUUUUCUUGGCACAUAUUUCAUCCUGCUGUUGAUUGAUAAAUGAAAAAUGUGUGUAUAUAUGUAUGUGUAAUGUUUAGCAUUUGAGAGUUUUGCUCUCUUCUGAAGAAUAACGUGAGGAAGUUGGGAAAACUUUUAACUCCUUUAUGUGGUUACAGAGUACUAUGCUGUCCUGUACUUUGUAGGCUUAAGAGCGUCAAAGUACACCUUAACAGUUUGCAGCUCCUGCCACAAAUCAGCAAGGCCUUCUGCAGCAAAUCUAGCCCUUCUGGGUAAUGUGCUGGUGAUCACAUGGCCAGAUCAGAAGUUUGAAUUAUUCCUCGGUUGUCAGAUACUCCCCCAAACUGGAAAAUAAAGUAAAAUACUAUACAUAGAAAAAAAUAAAAAUGAUAUAUGUGUAAUUUCAUUCUACCUGUAUUUUGAUAUUAAUGUAUUGUGUAUAUGUGUGUGUGUGUGUAUAUAUAUAUAUAUGUAUAUAUAUAUAUAUGUAUAUAUAUAUAUAUGUAUAUAUAUAUAUAUAUAUAUAUAUAUAUAUAUAUAUAUAUAACAGCAGGGAUAGUCAACCUGGUCCCUACUGCACACUAGUGGUAGUUUGGGAUUUCAGGCGGACAGUGGUGGGUUCUGUAGAAAAUGGCUGGUGGGCCUCGAUGGCCAUUGGGCAAGGCUGGCAGGCUUUAUCUCCCCUGCCAGCCCAUGCAGAGCCAGCCUUGCUGUGAGCCCUCUCGGGCUGUUGAGGAGAUCAAAGAUCUCCCUCACCGGCAGGCUGAUAUUUAGUUCCAGCAGAGGAAGCGAAGGGCCUGUGAGGCUUUGUGUACCUCCUGCGAGCAGGCUGGUUGGAGCACUGUCUCGUAUUACCAUGGCAGUGCUCUUAUUUAGUGCUGCACAUGCAGGAGAGUCAGCCUGCAACCGGAGAAGUUUCAGGCUAAUGUGAACAUGUCACCACUGGACCACCAGGGCUUGCAGCACUAUGUUCCUCCUCCCUGGUAAAAGGUAAGAAGAAGGGAGGGUGACACAUUAAGAUAGGUUUUCAAAUCUCACCCACCUACACACAGCAUAGACCCUAUUCAACCCUCACACACUACACUUUUCACACACAGUACACCCCUCACACACACUGCCCCCAUACACAAUCCACCCCUAACACACACUGGCCUCUCACACACACAGAGCACCCCUUGCCCACACACAUCACCUCUAACACACACACACAGCACCUUUCAUGCACACACUGUCCCCCUCACACACGCACACUGCCCCCUCUCCCACACACACACACAUACAGCAUCCCUUCACACAUACAGCACCACUCACACACACAACAUUUCGCACACAAACAUCACCCUUUACUCACACACCGCACACUUCAUUCGCCCACACUGCACUCAUUACACACAUAGCACCCUCCACACACACAAAUCACACAGACACAUUGCCCCCUCACACACACAGCAUUCUUCAUGCACACACUACCCCCACGCACGCAAACACUUCCCCCCUCACACAUGCACACUCCCCCCUCACACACACAGCACCAAUCACACAUAUCAGUUACCUACCUACCUUAUCCUAUCACCCUCCUUUCCCUCUGAUGUAUGUCAAAGGGUAUAGCAUUCUGCUUUCUGUCUAACUUUGUAUGUUCACCUUUGACUUGUUACUCGGAUUUUACCUCACUUAGACAAGUAGGCUGCGUCAUACCCUAUUCUAUCUAGCUGGCCUAUCCAUCCCUGUGCUCUGGUGGGGAAAAUCAGGUCCUUAUCAAUAUAGGAAAUGUUUGUCAGUGUACUAUUGUCUAUAUGUUGGUGAUCAGGGAGGAUGUCCCGCUACAUGUGACCUUUGCCAAGUCUGCUUCUACGCUUUCAUGUUCUGUUGGUAUGUGUGAUGUUCUGUUGUGUUAAUGAAGUGUGUGUGUUGUGUCUUGUCCCUUGCUGGUGGUUCGGUGUGUGAGCACCCGUGUUGUGCCUUACAUUAUCCAUGUCAGGGUUCCUUUUGUGUGUCUAGGUAAGGUUGGGGUGGGAGGGGGCGGGGUGAAUGAGGUGAGGUGGGGUGGUCCGCACUACGAGGGGCCCGCACCCGUUUUCGCGCCUACCCCGGGUCCGGGGGUAUCCCCCCCGUGAGUAUCGAGCGAUGUACAUGAACCACGGUCUCCAUAAUUCUACAUGCUUGAGUUCCCUUCCCGUCAGGGAGGCAUGGAGUGCCUCCGCACUCUGUAUGUCUUCCACCCGUUGUAUCCACUCCGUCUUCGUCGGGAUGUUUUUUUUUUUUUUUUACAGUUAGCCGGGAUGGACGCCUUGGCUGCGUUCAGUAAGUGUCGAAUGAUUGAUUGUUUUAUAGUUCGAGAUUGUUUGCUGAGAGAUGUGCAAUAGGGCUAGUUCUGCUGACCAGUCCGGACUAUCUCCCAGCACCAGGGUCACCUCUGUUUUCACCAUGUCCCAGUACGGGAGUAUGUCUCGGCAUUCCCACCACAGGUGUAUCAGUGUGCCUCUUUCCUCCUGACAUCUCCAACACGUCGGUGGUGCCAUCGGGAAUAUUCAAUGGAUCACAGUAGGCGUUCUAUACCAAGAUGAAAUCAGUUUGUAGCCGACCUCUUGGUAGUAGGAGCUCAUGGAGCUUUAGGAGCUCAUGGAGCUCUUGAAGGUGGCCACGGCUGUCUGGUCAUUCAUGAUUAGUUGCUGGUAUAUUGCGGAAACCGCAUGCUCUACUGUGGUGCCUCGUUUGCACAAGCCCUCGAACCAUGUCAGUUCCCUAUGUAGACAUUCUCUGUGUGUAAGCGUUGUGUAAUAGUGUUUCAGCUGCAUAUGUCUGAGGGUGGUCAUGAGGGUCCAUGGUUUCACCUCCAGGAGUGUGUCCAGAUCUCGAAGUCCGUUGGUGCUUAGGGCCCGGUAUAUGGGUAUAUAGUCCCCUUCACCCAGGAAUCCCCACGCUCUGGCCGGCAGACCGCCCCCAAUUUUGCUGUUAAGCAUCACCAGGAGGAGUGGGCUAGGUGUAGGUAAUAUGUGGAAAAGCCAUCCGGUCACAGGGAUUGGCCGGUUUUGGCGCCCUUUAGGGCGAAGGCUAGCUCCUCCGUGCUAAUAGGUGCGUCAAGGGCCGCAGCUGAGUUGGAAUCGACUACCUCCGUGAUGUUGGUGUUGAGGUAGUCGGUCAGCAGGGUCUGGUUGUGCUGCCUUCAUUCGUGGUUGAAGGUUGUACAGGGAUUGGUAGAAGUUUUUCAAUUCAUCUGCUAGGGAGAGACCGCGCCCGAUGUAAGGCGUAAGCUGCGGAUUUGUGUUCGUGGACUAAUGCCCUUGAGGAGUCAGGCUAGGUACUUACCCCCCUUGUUGGCAUGGGCGUAAAAGAAGCCCCUCGUGCUCUGUAGAGUACAAAGGUGCCUCCUCACUAUGAGGUCUCUCAAUGCUCGUCUGGCCGCCAUCAGCUCACCGUAGAUUGCGUUGAGGUGAUGCAGUUUGUGUUGUAACUCUAGAAUUGAUAUGGUCUCAUAAAGUUUUGCCAUUUUUCGGGUGGCCGCUUUUUUUUCUGAGACGCUAUCCGGAUGAGCGUACCGCGGAUUACACUCUUGUGAGCUUCCCACAGAGUUAUGGGGGACGUUCCUUCCUUGUCAUUUUUGCUGAAGUAGAGGUCCAGGGCUUUUCCAAUUUGUUCCCUGUUUACCGGGUCUAGGAGCAGCGCUUCAUUCAGUCGCCAGGUCCAAGUGGAGGGGCGGAACAGAGGUGACUCUAAGUCUAUCCUAACUGGGCUGUGGUCUGACCAGGUUGCCGGUUCGAUGGUUGCUUUGAUUAGGCAGGAGAGGCCCUCUUGUUUGACAAAGAGGUAGUCAAUUUGUGCGUAAUGGUCGUGGAGAGCAGAGUAAUGUGUAAAAUAUUUACUGGAUGGGUCGACCAGGCCCAGAUUAUUCAAGGAGUUCUGAAUGGAUCGAAUGUUGCAUCGCGGUAUACAGCUAUGGCCUGAGGACGAGUCCAGUGUCGGGUCCAAGGGGGGUUGAAGUCCCCCCCUACCAACAAUGUGCCUUCCGUGAAGUCUCGUAAUUUGGUCAGUGUUCCUUUCAGGAAUGUGGCUUGGUGUCUAUUGGUGACAUAGAUCGUAGCAAAUGUGUAUAUUUUAUCCGCCAUAAUGCCCUUCAGGAAGAGGAAACACCACUGUGCGUCUUGGUGUCCUAUCCCCUGCUGUAGUAACAUUCCACCUGUGGUGUUCAGGUGUUAGAAUUGUGUGGCUAUUAUCGUAGGUAUGCUAACAUGUUGCAAUACAAUACCGGUGUAUAGCACAUUCUGAGGUCAAACCGUGUGGGGUAGUAGGGGACGAGGCCCGAUGGAGGUCUUUGGGUCCUCCCUGCUCGUCCUGUGAACAGUGGCCAUGAGUUCCAAAGCGUUCAGAGAGAGUUCGGGGAUUGAUGUUGCACAUGUAGGGGGAUACCCGGUUUGCUCUUCACGUGUGUUGUAGUGUUGCCGUAUCAACACACGACAACGCUCUGAUCAGCAUUCUCUUGGGAGGAACUUCCUCCCAGCUCCCUCCUCCCUCUAUCAUGGACGAACGGCCUCUAGGUCCGGAAAGGAAGAUCAUUGAUCUCCUCACCGGUCCAAAAGGAACUGAGCAGGACCGGCUCUCCAAGGAUCUCCCCUGUCGGCCACCGGCACAUGGGCAAUGCUGUGGGGCCCCGAUACUUGUGAGGCCUCCGGGCAAGUGCCCAGGCAAGUUCAAUGCGAUGGCGGCGCAGCUCAGGGGAUACUACAUUUUCCUGGAAUGAGGGUGUCUGGGACCUAGGACAGACUUUCAAAAUGUCGGACUGUUCCGGGCAAUCCGGGACACUUGGGCAUCCUCACACACACUGCCCCCUCACACACACUUCACCAUUAAUAACUAAAAAUAAUAACUUAAAAAACAAGUGUAAAGUCAGAGUCCACACUCCUUCCUUUCGGCAAUUCAAUAAUAUUUAUUUAUUAAGAGGCUAAUCAAACAAAUAAACAAUACAUAUACAUUUAUAGGCUAGUAUAUGUUGCUACCAAAAUUAAUCAUUGAUUAAAUGAAAAGUGAAACAGGCAUAGACAUGUGAUACAGUUAACAUUCCAUUGAUCAUCAGCUGAGAGUAAGACAGUAUGUAUAGUGGGGAAAGGGAAUAGAGAGAGAGGUAAGGAGAGGGAAAUUCAAAAAGAGAGAUAAUGUGCUAUUCACAGGGCUUUCAACAGGUUAGUCCUUCCUUCUGCUGGACACACCUCUCCCAGCCAAUUCCUAUGGAUCUAAUAGAACAAGAGUUCCUCUUGGGGUAAGUGAGAUUGCACUGGAAGGGAAUGGAGGAGGAGUUUAUCAACAAUCCAACUGGUUUUGCCUGGUGAAAGGCCAUGUGCUUCACAGAGGACUUCAUUAUUGUGCCAAGGGAUAGAAUGGGACUUAAAUUCCUGUAUUAGAACACCAUAACACUUCAUUGGCAUACAGUGUAGUUGUUAAUCAGUCCACCCACUUAUUACAAACACAGCACCCUUCACACACACACACAGCACCUCACUGACACAUAUUAAAAAAAAAAGUAGAAUAGAAAAUGGAAAAAAAGGAAAACAUUUGAUAAAUAAGUAUAUAUUAAAAAAAACACCUUUCUAAUAAAUAAAUAAAAAUAAAUACAAAUCGUACUUGCGUUAUAAAAUUAAUUACUGCAGCACUGGUGGGCAGUAAAGGGAAUUUUGCCAUAAACAAAGAUACAAAAGUGGGCGGUAAGUAUUAAAAGGUUGACUACACCUGGUGUACAGGAAUGAGACAUCUGAGAUCUCUGUCCAGAAGAAGAUACUGCAUAGAUAGAUAGAUAAUCUCAAAAUACUCUUAGAAUUAAAUUAUAUUUUAUUAUAUAUAUUUGCAUAAUUAUAUGAUUCUAUUAAUUGUAAUUUGAGGGACCUGUCUGUCAACCCAAAAUUAAAGUGCAGCCCCUGUAUUUAACCUGUGUAUAACUUUCCAAACAAGAAAACCUUUACAUGAGGAGUCUGUUGUACUAGGAAAACUUCACUGAACACAAAUUAGUGUUUCAAAACAGUAAAACGUAUUAUGUUGAUGAUAUCAUCAGCAAAAAAUGCAGUUUGUGACUAAGUUGAUACUAAAAGAGACUGGAUAUUCCCCAUUUUGAAUACCAUGGUUUGUCUACUUUUUCAAAUGUUAUGCCCUGAUGGGGUUAAUUUUAUUCCUGGGCUACCAUGCAGUCUUAAAGGCAACAUAGUCUCAGCAAACCAAUCUGUCAAAUUUCAAUGUGUAUAAACUGGAGAGGGAAAAGCCCUAUAUAUGCUCCUGCAAGUUUCCAAAACCUCAUUAAACCGUACAUGUGGGUACUGUUGUACUCAUGAGACAUCACUGAACACAAAUAUGUAUAUUUUAUUGCAGUAAAAGCUAACAGUAUUAUGACAUUCAAAGUUCAAAUGCCAUGUAGAACUAAGAAAAUAGCAAAAUGUCUUAAAGGAACACUAUAGGGUCAGGAAUACAAAUGUGUAUUCCUGACCCUAUAGUGUAAAAAAACAAAACAUCUAGCCUCCUGUCCCCCCCCCCCCUUAUCCCUCUAAACAUAGUAAUAUCUUACAUUUAUUCCAGUCUGCUGCUGCUGCUGGCUCUGCCCCUGAUCUUCCUGCUUAGCUGACUUAAUCAGUAGUGAUGAUCUGAGACAAUCACAAUGCUUUCUAAUUGGGUUGGCUGAGACUGCCAAGAAGGCAGAUCAGGGGCAGAGCCAGCACAAGCCAAACACAGCUCUGGCCAAUCAGCAUCACCUCAUAGAGGUGCAUUGAAUCAAUGAAUCUCUAUGAGGAAAGUCCAACACUGCUCCAGGAAGCACCUCUAGUAGUCAUCUGAGGAGUGGGCAGUGGCAGUAUCCCUAUGCUGUAAUUAAAACACUGCAUGAGCUCUGAAAGAACUGUGUUUACUACAAAAAGCCUGAAGGGACUGAUUAUACUCACCUGAACAAAUAAGUUGUAGUUGUUCUGGUAACCCUAUCCCUAUGUCCCUAUAAUUUCUCAAUUUUUUUUAGAUGUUAUCUAUUAUAUUUUAUGAGAUUAUAUAUAUAUAUAUAUAUAUAUAUAUAUAUAUAUAUAUAUAUAUAUAUAUAUAUAUAUACACACACACACACACACACACACAUACACACACACAUACAUAUAUAUAUAUAUAUAUAUAUAUAUAUAUAUAUAUAUAUAUAUAUAUAUAUAUAUAUAUAUAUAUAUAUAUAUAUAUAUUGCAUCAGGUUACCCUACUAUGCAAUAUUAUGUCUCUUUAUUUCAGAAUUUCUGAGAAUUGGGUAUAGAGGCAACAAUUUACAAAAAUGAAUGCCGCUAUAAAGACACCAUAAGAGACCACACUUAAGCUGCUUGGAACACUUAGUUCCCAGUUAUUUCUAUUAGCUUGUCUAUAAUUUGCAAUAAGGUGGAUGCACAAUAGCUAUGGCUCUUUAUCUUCUCCCAAAGUGCACAUGGAUGUUCCAAGGCUCAGCCAAUGAUAACAUACAGCCUGAUUUACUAAAAUGUGACUGGACUGUGUAUACACAGUGUGUGUCUGCUAUCAGUUUAGAAAACAAUUCUAACAAUACUAUGUGAUGACUUGCUCUUUGAGGAUAAAUGACAUUUCCUAUAAAUCCCUGCUGGACAGGAAAUUAUUGAAUAAGAUGUGUCCCAUAGACCAGAAUGAGAAACCGUUGAUUUGAGCAUUUCAUCCUGGCGUGGUAGGGGUCAGACCCACUAAAUAUUUGAUUCUUUUUAUUAAUUUUUUUGUCAGCAUUUUCUAUAUUUAUAUAAUGAAAACCACUGCCGAAAAAGGUGGCACUAUAUAAGUUCUGCUACUACUGCUACUAAUAAUAUAAAAUAUAGCAUUACUUUUUUUUAGUUUCACACAUGAUUAUAACUAUGUACCCUAUUCUCUUUUUCUGAAUGUUUGAUUAUGAUCCUCUAUUAUAUACCUUCAAUAUGCCAAAGUGAUCUCUGCUGAUUAUGCUUUUUACUUGUGAUUUUACAGGCUCAUCUAAAAAUGACACCGAGUCCAAACCUUCUUCUGAAGUGAGUACACUGAUGCACUUUCCAUAUUUAUGUAUUACAACUAGGGUUGGCAAGUCCCAGUCUUCAUGGUUUAGGGUAGUCUAGGAUGACACACGAAAUGUGUUUCCCUGCAGUAUAUAUAAUUCAUGUGCUGCAGUAGGAAAAUCAAUGAAAUUAUUAAUGAACUGUCCAAAAGGAUGCAUACUUACUUAAUUUAUCAUGCAUCUUACAUGCACAUAUAGCCCCUAUCCUCAAAACACUACAGAGCCAGUUUCCUGCCACACACAUACUGCAUUCCCUACCCUUCCACCUCCUAGGAUCCCCUACACACAUUGCACCCCCUAUUUUGCCAUCACAUAUACACUAUCCGCACGCACAACAACACACACACACGUACUACAGCUCAUAUUUCCCCCACAAAUAAACCACAAUUCCUGUCUGCACACAUACACUGCAACCACUAAUUAUGCAGUCACAUGGUCUACAUCCCUUAUUUCUAUCCCACACACAAUACAGCCAAUACCUCCUAACACACACUACAGCCUCUCUCGCCUCCCACACACAGUACUUAUGCACAGCAAGUAUUUUACUAAAUGAAUUUGCAUUGUGCAUAACAAACAUGCAUCUUCCCCAUACAAAAGCUUUUUAGCAGGACUCUGUGUAUGGGCUAUUCUGGAGGGGCACUAAAUUGUCAUAAUCAUUAUGGGGGCAUGAAUAUGAUGGAAAUGUGUCUCCUUUCUUACAUGCCCCAUCCAGGGAUAUGAUAGUAUUAUACAAAUAUAUAAUGCUUUCAACACAAACCAUUGUCUUGAAAAAUCUAUUCAUAAACAGGACUAUGCAUAGGACACAAAUUCACCCAUUUAGACUGAAAGAAAGGAGAUUUAGUCUGAGGCAAAGGAAAGGUUUUUUUCACAAUACGAACAAUAGGGAUGUGGAAUUCUCUGCUUUUAUAAGUCUCUUUACAAAUGUUUGAACCGCAACUGGAUGAAUACUUGCAAUAUUCAUGAAUAUGUUUAAAAUGUGAAGUAACUUAACAUCCUAUUAAUACAUUGAGAUAUCUAACUACCAUUCUGGGGUUAAAAAAUAUUUUUUCCCCUAGUUUGUUGCAAAAUUGAAAAGUUCUUCAAACUGUUUUUUUUGCCUCUUUUGGAUCAAUAGAGAAACAGAUGUGAGAAAGGCUGAACUUGAUGGAUAGAAAUAUCUUUUUACCUUAUGUAACUAUGUAACUAUUCAGCUGAUCUACCUUUAAAUGCCUAGUCUGAAUUUAUUGUACCAUUCUAGUCCUGCAGAGAAAAGUUUUAAUGGCUUUGUUCAACGGAGAUAGACGGUUUAGUAUAUGAGUGGGAUUAAUGCACAAAAUCUUCAGAGUAAAGAAAAAUUAAGGAGAAAAAUAAGAGAGUGGGAGAAAUGUUUAUGUUUGUUUAUAUGUUUGUUUAUAUGUUUGGCUUGACUUCUUAUAAAUAAGCAAAAUGAAUAACAAAAAAAAAAAAAAAAUAUUUCAUAAAACAGAAUUAGAGCCCACUUAUUUUCUUUUCAGAUAUAACAGUUUUGAGCACAUUUUCUUAUUAUCUUACCUUGAAACUUUUGUAUCUGAAAGAAGUGGUUGUUGUUACCAAAUUCUAUACUUUUAAAGGACCACUCUAGGCACCCAGACCACUUCAGCUUAAUGAAGUGGUCUGGGUGCCAGGUCCAGCUAGGCACCCAGGACCAAGACUUCGUAUGUUUAUUAAUGGGUUAAGCCUUCCCCCAAAGCCUCUAGUGGCUGUCUCAUUGACAGCCACUAGAGGCGCUUGCGUGCUUCUCACUGUGAUUUUCACAGUGAGAGCACGCCAGCGUCCGUAGGAAAGCAUUGUAAAUGCUUUCCUAUGCGACCGGGUGAAUGCGCGCGCAGCUCUUGCCGCGCCUGCGCAUUCAGCCGACGGGGCGGAACGGAGGAGGAGAGAAGGAUGAGAGCUCCCUGCCCAGCGCUGGAAAAACCCCUUUCCCCUUUCCAGAGCUGGGCGGGAGGGGGAUCCUGAGAGUGGGGGCACCCUCAGGGCACUAUAGUGCCAGGAAAACGAGUAUGUUUUCCUGGCACUAUAGUGGUCCUUUAAUUAAAGUGACUUUAAACAUCAUAAACACAUGCCAUAUACAUUACAGACAGUUAUUUAUAUUUAUUUUUCCUCUUUAGGAUGCUGACAAGUUCACCUCCCUGAGAACUCAAGAUGAUUGCUGAAAUGAAUGUACUUCAAAAAUGUGCAUGUUCAAAAAAUAAUGUCUGGACAUUGAAUAAAACAUUUGUUGAUUUUAAAAGUAUACAUUUUUAACUAUCAAUCAUCAACUUUAACCCAUCUUUCCA
Molecule: messenger RNA, 35815 nt
Organism: Pelobates cultripes (western spadefoot toad)
Lineage: Eukaryota; Metazoa; Chordata; Amphibia; Anura; Pelobatidae
Source: the annotation of a GenBank genome assembly